AUGAGUCAUAAUACGACAGUAUCAGAUGUUUCUGGUCUUGUUAUACGACCAACAAAUCAGGAAAAAUUUCGUCCGACUAUCGGACGACGAAUACUAGAAGAAGUAUUAACUGAAAGUUUAGGAGGACAUGUAUUCGAAUCGAGCAAUGCCGAACAACUCAGCAAUUCAAUAUCCUCCUUAAUUCGAAAUCGUUUAAAAGGACUUAAUUUACCAAAAUACAAGUAUAUAAUUCAAGUAAUUUUGGGAGAAGAAUGUGGACAAAGAGUUCGGGCACAUGCAGCAUGCAUGUGGGACAGCGAUACUGAUUCGAUGGCACAUCAUGUCUAUUCAAACGAUCAUUUGUUUUGUGAAGCAACAAUAUUUGCCGUAUUCCACUAUUAG
Molecule: messenger RNA, 381 nt
Organism: Cercopithifilaria johnstoni
Lineage: Eukaryota; Metazoa; Nematoda; Chromadorea; Rhabditida; Onchocercidae
Source: the annotation of a GenBank genome assembly